AUGACUUCUACUUCUUACAGCGAAGAUGUAAGCGCUUCCUCUUCCAUGGAAGGUAUGCCAGUCGUAACAGCUGUUCAUUCGCAAACUUCUCAACAACAACAACAAAACCUCAAUCCUACCACUCAUGGUGGUUCCAUUUAUCUUUCUGAGAGUGCCAAUCAGACAGCCACAACAAAUACGAGUAGUUCUGAUGGCUAUUCAAUUACUUCUCAAACCGUGGACAUGAUCUCGAAAAUGAUUGUCUCUUUGGAAGAUAGACACGUCAAAAAGGGUUGGAGAUUGUAUCUUGUUUAUGGUCUCAUGUACGCACAUUUGAUUUGGACUCAAAUGAUGGUUCCAACCAUUCGUGAUUAUCAAUGGGGUCCCUAUGGUGUCUAUGUUUUUCAAGUGUUGAAUUUUCCGACCUCCUUUCUUUUGGAUUGGAUUUCCUAUCGUGCAAACCUUGUUUUGGCUUGUAUUGUCAUGUUGUUCAUUCUCUUCAAUGUGGCACUUUUCAUCCUGGCAAUGAGAUUUACCAUAAAAACAAGCAAGUAUUUCAAAAAGUUGAAAACAAUUCUCAGGUUAUGCAGCUUUUUAUUGAGAUCGUUUUCAUUGACCAUGCUCUUUGUGUUACUUGGAUUUUUCGAUUGUGAUGUGAGAAACUUGAUCACAGUGACCAUCACUUCUGGUGGAUCCAAUACGGCUGUGACCCAAAUGGCAUCUUUAGAUCGAUUUUCUGGAACUGCUUGUACAGAGACGAUCAAUGCAAUUAUGAUGGCGAUUAGUGCUAUCGGAAUACUUGCUUUAUUGAUUCUAUAUCCUCUUUCGGAGCUAAUUUUGUCAAAUUCGAACCCUCACAGCAACAUUCCAUUGAUUAGAGACAAUUCUUUGGUGGUCAUGUUAGUUGGAGAACUUGCCAUGGUUCAAUUGUUGGCUUCUUUUUUGAUCCCAAAACAGUUUUCGUAUGCGUCUGCUGCUUUUCAUGUCCUUCUGAGUCUUGUAUCAUGCGCCUUAGUGUUCUACUUUAUUCCUUUUUUGAGAAGACUUGACAAUUCCUUGUAUUUUGGUGCGUGUUGUGGAAAAGUUGGAGCGAGUAUUGGUUCCUUAAUCUCUUCCACUGUCAAUAUGGAUUCUGACUUGCCAUCUUUUAACGAUGUGGGAGGUGGUUUUGCAGGCAUGACCAUAGGGUUGAUGAUGCUCUUGUUUGUGGCUGGAACAUGUUUUAUGGAGAUUUACUUAAGAUUUCAUGCAAAGAAGAUGAGAGAUUACUUGAUGAAUGCAGUGGUGACUUCUCAGACAGAUCUCGAUCUAUUUGAAAAGCAUCUCUUAUUUGGAAUUGAAAAAUCAGCUUCUUCUCUUUUCAAUGAUUUAGAAGAAUCGAAAGCAUUGUUGUCACUUAACAUUUUCUUAAAGUUGUCCUUAAAAAGUGGACAGAGAAACGUCAGAGGAAGUGAAUACUCGGAUUCUGAUCUCUCUUUGGCAUUUAUCAAAGGUCUUGCACAUCAGAAAUCAUUUAAUGAUAUCAACUUGCUGUUAAUCUUUGCAUUGAUCAUUCAAGUGAAAUGGCAAGGAGAAACGAAUUGUUCCAUCUUUGCUCAAAGUUUGUUAAGACGUGCCCUUAAACAACAUCCAAAUAUGUUUUACAAACUUUUCAUUCAAGAACGAAUGAAAGAGGUAGAAACCAUGUCACAAUCGAAUAAUGCGCUAUUUGAAGCAAGUGCUCAAAUUGAGACUUUGGAGAAAAAUCAAGCCGCUCUCUUAGCAUUGCAUCGUGAUUUUUGGAAAGAAUGUGCCAAUGAGAAUAUUAAUUAUGACACAAUUGAACGUAUUAUAAGGUCCAUCUAUGCUUUAAAAAGUGAGUGUAAAAGCACUCUUUCGAAUCUAUUAUUUAACUAUCCAAGUAACAAAACGAUCCUUCGAUUGAAUGCUAACUUUUUAGAGAACUUUGAAUUCAACAAAGAGCUUGCCCAACAACUCUUUACAGAGGUAAACUCGAUCGAAGAGGAUGAAACGAAAAAACGAAAAGGAUCACUUCCUUCCAAAAAAGGCAAUCGUGUGAUACCAACUUCAGAAUAUUACAACAAGUAUGAAAUUUCCAGUUCAGCUGUUCCUUUGGAUGAAAACUUUUCAGAAAUUGGUGGUGAAACUCGAGAUGAAGGUUUUGAGUUGGAAAGUGCUUUCGACAAUCCAUACAUGAAGAAGGAAACCAUCUUUCGCCAAGCGUUAUUCAAUUCCAGAGAUCACAAACUAUUUAGCAUUAUUUUAAUCGUUUAUUUUACGAUCACCAUUUGUAUCAUGAUUUCAACCAUUGCCUUAAGUGUUUACUAUUCUCAAGCGGUCAUGUCACAAAUUCCACAUGUGGAACAGGUGUGUUUUCCUGGAACUUUACCCAUGUCCAUUGUCAGAAAUAUCAGAGCCACUCAAAAUUGGGUGAAUGUUUUUUAUUUAUUUGGAUAUCCUUGGCCUUCCACUAAUGAAGGAUUUCCAACUAUUUCCAAAUUAUCUUAUAUCACAGAUCAUGUCUCUCAGUUGAAUAGAGCCAUUGAUUUUUUCAAUCGAUUAAUUGCUGCAGCACAAGCCAAUGUAUUCAGUGAUGACAUUUAUUAUGAUUAUUCACACAAUAUUUAUCCAUUAUACUUUCCCAAUGAAGAUCCCUUCGAAAAGAAUGUCUAUACAGGAACCUAUACAUCCAAGAAUGCAUCGAUUUAUGAAAUAACGAAUGCCUUCAUUGCAGCCACUCAAAAAGUAAUUUCAAACUAUCCACUCAAUACUCUAGUAGCGAUUGAGACUGGAAUUAACUCAUUUACAACCACACAGAAACUUCUUGAUCAAGUAGCUGCUUCUAGUUAUUUCCAUCCAUUAACUGAUUAUAAUUUCAUGUUUCUUUGGAUUAAUCGAGAGAAUGUAGCACUUGCGUAUGACAGUUUUUGCAGUUCCUAUUUGAAUCGAUCCUUUAGUGUCUUUAAUAACUCCAUGAAUGAGUUUAUCAUUUAUCUUUCCACCAUAUUAAGCUUCUUCUUUCUAUCGAGUCUUCUAUUCUUUGUUUACAUGUAUCACGAGCUCAAAUAUUUCAGAAAAGUUUCAAAACUCUUUGGAUCUCAAAUCCAAAAGGACGUGGUAGGCAAAAUCUUUCAAACAUUGAGCAAGAAAGCAGAAAGUGGAGCUGUCCAUCAAAGAAAGAAAUUCUCAAUGAGCAAGGCGAGUGCAAAAUAUGUCACACUCUCUCUGUUUAUGUUCUCAGUAAUUGUUGUGGCAGUUUGUGUGGCAUUCAUGUUCAUGGAGAGCGAAUUGAACACAAAAACAUCCUCAUUGACAAUGUCGAAGGUUAGGUUAAGCAUUCAAGCUGCAACAUCUGUAGAAAGAGCAAGUAUUAACAUUGGUGAAACAUUUACCUAUUUUGGAGCUUCUGAAAUGACAAAAUCCAAUUCUGUCUUGUCACAUCUCUUCAAUCGAACGGUGAAUUUUGGAGAUACUAAAUUAUGGAACACCACAAACUUUGAUUUUUUAAUCGCAAGAAUCACCAGAAGAACUCAAGAACUGACUAGACAAUUCUCAUCUCUCAUUUACGGAGACGCUUCUCAAGGACUAACUCCAAUUAUUGGACAAUAUCCUGCAGUGGACACGAUCAUUACAGUCGGUACAAAAAAUUGCACAGAUUACAUGCAAAAAAACAACAUUUCUCUCACUUUUACAAGUAAUUUAUUGUACUGUCGAGGUAUGGAAAAAGUGUUGGCUGAUUUUGUGACACUUUCCUCUCAAGUGAUCACUGAUUCAAGAAAGGCAUAUCUUCUUCAACAAGAUGCACUUGCUAAUAGGACUCUAUUGAGUCCUGCCAAACUUGCCAUGCAACACUACACAGUUUUCAGAGGUGCGGUUCCAUUAUUGAACAAGUUUGUUACAUUUAUUCGAGAAUUUGUUAAGAGUUCCUCUCAACCUUCUUCCAUCAUUGUCACAAUGGCAGGAAUAUUUGGAAUUUUGUUGACCAUUUCAAGCUUUGUAGGAAUUUGGUACAUGUUUUCAAAUUAUUGGAAUCAUAUACAAACAUUAAGAUUGAUGUUCAACUACAUUCCAAUUGAAAUAUUGGAUCGAAAUGAGAUACUUCGCGAGUACAUGCUCAAUCACUCUGUGAAUGUCAUCACAAAAAAGAAAAAGUCGAAUCAUGACGAUGACUCUUUACAUAAUUUGAAGGUUACUUUCAAUUCCAGUGUGGAGGGUGCAAUCAUUUGUUCAGAAAAUGGUGAAAUGGAAUUAUUCAAUGUAUCAGGUUUGAGAAUGUUUGGUAUGAAGACGAUCGAUAUUUUGGGAAUUUCAAUUUAUGAACUUUUUGAUGAAUCUGCAAGAGCAGACAUAAAGAAACGAGUCGAUGCAUUGGUAGGAAAAGCCAAACAAAUGGGUGAAGAUUCCAAUAGUGGUAAUAGUGAGGACGAGGCGACAUUUGACAGCCAGCCUGUGGAAGUGAUCGAAGUGGAUGGCAUACGAAAGAAUAGAACCAAGUUUCCAGGAAAGUUCACUUUUCAUUGUGUGAAAUUAGAAGGAAGAAUUGGAAUCUCCAUUGUUGUCACAUUCAAAGACAUUACAUUGGAAAAGAAACAAAAUACCUUGUUGUUUGAGGAAAAACAACGAUCUGAAAAUUUAUUGAAGAAUAUUCUUCCAACAGCUGUUGCCAAUCGACUGAAAACUGGAGGUGAUUCAUUCAUUGCUGAGGCAAUUAAUGAUGUCACUUGUUUCUUUAGUGAUAUGGUUGGAUUUACAAGGAUCAGUUCGGCCAUGCAAGCAUCGGAAUUAGUUUUGAUGCUUAAUACGAUUGUGAUUGGAUUUGAUCUAUUGACCGAAAAGUAUGAAAUUGAAAAAAUCAAAACCAUUGGAGAUGCGUAUUUCUGUGUGGGAGGUUUACAUAAUUCUCAGAAGGGUCAUAUCAACUCACUGGAUCAUCCUGAACGAGUGCUCAAAUUUGCCAUUGAGACAUUUGGAGUGAUUCAUCACUAUAAUAGCCAUAAAAAGGAAAAUCAAGAAAUUGGAAUUAGAAUUGGUAUUAACAGUGGUCCCAUUGUGGCAGGUGUGAUCGGGAAGAAAAAGUUUGCCUAUGAUUUGUGGGGAGAUACUGUCAACACGGCCUCUCGAAUGGAAUCCACAUCAUUGACAAACAGAAUUCAAAUUUCUAGAUCGACCUAUGAGAGAGUUUUCGAUCUUGGCUAUGAUUUCGAAGAGCGUGAAGUGGAUGUGAAGGGAAAGGGCCAAGUGAAAGCCUAUCUACUGAAUGAACAACACCACAAGCAAGUGGAAGUCGAUCAAUGCAUCAUUGACAACGACAACCAGAUAGUGACUAACUUGAGAGAGUCCAUUUCAUUCCUUGAGAAUUGA
This is a messenger RNA of Naegleria fowleri, 5340 nucleotides long. RefSeq lists its product as uncharacterized. NCBI's taxonomy places the organism in Eukaryota, Heterolobosea, Eutetramitea, Acrasida, Naegleriidae. Gene Ontology annotation, biological process: cyclic nucleotide biosynthetic process; intracellular signal transduction. The record is from RefSeq and is a predicted model, not a curated record. The transcript has 5 exons. Bases 1 to 5340 code for a protein of 1779 amino acids. Gene Ontology annotation, molecular function: phosphorus-oxygen lyase activity.